AUGCAGGACAACUACAACGCGACUCAACGCAACAUCGACACCUGGCUGUUCUUCACUCUCUUCCGCUCCCGGCUGUGGCUGCUGGAUCAGAAGUGGUCCUACCCGGGGGGCUUUACUGAGGCCAAGAGGGGCCAGAGGGCGAAGGGCCUAGCGAGGUACCUGCUGAACAGUGUGCUGCAGCUGGGGCCCACCUUCAUUAAGAUUGGUCAGUUGAGUUCCACCCGUUCCGACCUGCUACCCGCUGAGUUCGUGGAGGAGCUGUCAACGCUCCAGGACCGUGUUCCCGCGUUCGCCGCCUCUAAAGCCAUCUCCAUAAUUGAGAAAGACCUGGGCCGACCCAUCUCCCAGCUCUUCGCAUCAUUCGACCAGCGACCCAUCGCCGCGGCCAGUCUGGGGCAGGUCCAUCGCGCCGUGUUGUUCAGCGGUGAGGAGGUGGUGGUCAAGGUGCAGCGACCCGGACUGAAGCAGCUGUUCGACAUUGACCUAAACAACCUGAGGAUUCUGGCGGAACAGCUGGACAAGGGGGAUGAAAACAGGGACUUCAAGGGUAUCUACCAGGAAUGCGCCACCGUGCUGUACCAGGAAAUCGACUACCUGAACGAGGGGAGGAACGCGGACAGGUUCAGACGUAACUUCCGUGUGGAUGCCUCGUGGGCUCGUGCGCCCAAGGUGUACUGGGAGUACUGCAGCCCCCGUGUGCUGGUACUGGAGUACCUGCCGGGUGCCAAGAUUAGCGAUAAGGCCCGGCUGCAGGCGGCAGGACUGGAUCUAGACACCAUUGCUCGCAGGGCCACGGAGGCCUACCUGAUCCAGAUCCUCAAACACGGAUUCUUCCAUGCUGACCCCCAUCCUGGCAAUGUUAGUGUGGACACUCGGACAGGCGACCUGCUGUUUUAUGACUUUGGCAUGAUGGGUGAAAUCGUACCUGACGUACGAACACGACUGCUGGACGUCUUCUACGGUGUUUACCGGAAGGACACAGACCAGGUGCUCAGGGCCCUGGUGGCUCUUCAGGUGAUCAAGCCCACCGGUGAUUCUCUGAGCCUGCGUCGGGCCAUCAACUACUUUAUCGAGAACCUAUCACGACAGGCGGAGAGGCAGGAGACCAUUCAGGCUAUUGGCGAGGACCUCUUCGCCAUUGCUCUGGACCAGCCGUUCAGGUUCCCUGCCACCUUCACCUUCGUUCUCCGCGCCUUCUCCACCCUGGAGGGCAUUGGCAAAACCCUCAACCCCAACUACCGCUUCAACGAGGUCGCCCAGCCAUACGCGGCGGAGCUGCUGCAGCUGCAGGACGCAACCGGGGCCCGGGGAGGGGCGGCGCUGCUGGAGCAGGUCCAGCAGCAGGCCAGCGAGCUGGGUGCUGCUGCAGCCGCCAUGCCCCUACGUAUUCGCCGCAUUGAGGCCACCGUAGCCCAGUUGGAGACGGGGGACCUGAAGCUGCGAGUGCGGGUGCUGGAAGGGGAGAGGGCGGACCGCAGGGCGGGGGUGCUCCAGAUGGCCACCCUGAACACGGUGGCAUGCAUGGGGCUGCUGAACGUGGGCACCAUGUUGGCCAUCAACAGCGGCGGCCCAGGAGCAGCAGCGGCGGUGGCGACGGGGGGUAUGAAUCUGGAGGGCCCUGCGGCUCUGUGUCUGGGCCUGUCCGCGGUGUUUGGAGUGCUGGUCUUCCGAGGCCUCAAGAGGGUGCAGCGGCUGGACAAAUUUGAGAAGGAAAUCAAGGGCUAG
Messenger RNA from Volvox carteri f. nagariensis, 1725 nucleotides. RefSeq lists its product as uncharacterized. The transcript is spliced from 16 exons. Gene Ontology annotation, biological process: regulation of response to reactive oxygen species. The record is from RefSeq and is a predicted model, not a curated record. The coding region runs from base 1 to 1725 and encodes 574 amino acids. NCBI's taxonomy places the organism in Eukaryota, Viridiplantae, Chlorophyta, Chlorophyceae, Chlamydomonadales, Volvocaceae.